This is a messenger RNA of Macrosteles quadrilineatus (aster leafhopper), 2710 nucleotides long. RefSeq names its product serine protease 44-like. The record is from RefSeq and is a predicted model, not a curated record. Lineage: Eukaryota; Metazoa; Arthropoda; Insecta; Hemiptera; Cicadellidae. The coding region runs from base 7 to 1503 and encodes 498 amino acids. Gene Ontology annotation, molecular function: serine-type endopeptidase activity. The transcript has 8 exons. Gene Ontology annotation, biological process: proteolysis.
GCCGCCAUGUCCUCGGGUCAUGUCUUGGUGUCUGUCCUCGUCCUCGUGACCUCGGUUCUCUGUACCCAGGAUACCAACAGUACCAACACCGGUGAGAGCAGGAGUGAUCGCCAGAUCAGCUGGCCAGGAGGUCUGGUGCCUCUAGGACCUUGUCUCUCAGACAGAGGAGAGUUUGGUCGCUGCACAUCCUUCCGCAGCUGCUAUCCGUACUUCAAACUGCCUCAGCUAGGCACCUGGGAGACAUGGGUGCUCGGGUACUAUGAUACUUGCACCUACCUCACAAACACCGGAAGACAGAAAUUCGGUGUCUGCUGCACAAACCCAGUGGGACAGAAGCCUCCUGCCGCAGCUCCUCCUGAGAUAGAAGAGGCGACGGGUGAGGACGGUGGAGGGUCCAUCCCACCCAACUGGCCUCCACCCAUCCCGACCCAUCCACCCGACCAUACCAUCCCGCCUCUACCUACCCAUCCUCCAAGUCCUGGCUACCCUAUCGAGCCAACGUCAACCAAGAAACCCGUGACUACCACUAAGAAACCUAAGCCUAAGCCUCCUAAGCCGCCUAAACCUACAAAGCCUCCGACUCCACCACCUAAUUGGCCUCCGCCCAUUCCAACCCAUCCUCCGACUGCACAGCCAUGGCCGCCCACUGCUGCUACUAAGCCGCCCACUGCUGCUACUAAGCCGCCCACUGUGGCUCCUGAGGUGCCUGCAAAGCCCACCCAGCCACCUGCUGCUGUUGGAGAUGCUUCUUGUGGAGCUAAAAAUGGGUUCCAAGAUCAAGAGAGGAUUGUAGGAGGCCAAAACGCUGACCCUAAUGAAUGGCCUUGGAUUGCAGCUUUGUUCAACAGUGGUCGCCAGUUUUGUGGAGGUUCACUCAUAGACAACACACACAUCCUUACAGCAGCUCACUGUGUGGCCCACAUGACCUCAUGGGAUGUGGCCAGACUGACAGUGAGGCUGGGUGAUCAUAACAUCAAAACCAACUCUGAGGUGAAACAUGUAGAGAAGAGAGUGAAGAGAGUCGUGAGGCAUCGUAACUUUGACAUGAGGACAUUGUACAACGACAUAGCUAUUCUCACAUUAGACUCCCCAGUAACUUUCACCCAGACAAUACGUAGUGUCUGCCUCCCUACAACUGGUACUCAGGCUCGCUUUGAUGGAGCUACAGCAACUGUCAUUGGCUGGGGCAGUCUGCGAGAAAAUGGACCACAACCAGCUGUACUACAAGAGGUUAACAUUCCUGUGUGGACCAACCAGGAGUGUAAACUCAAGUACGGCAACGCAGCACCAGGAGGCAUUGUAGAGCAUUUCCUCUGCGCAGGACGAGCGACCAAGGACUCCUGUAGUGGUGACAGUGGCGGACCCCUGAUGGUGAACACGGCGGGGCGCUGGACCCAAGUGGGGAUUGUUAGUUGGGGCAUAGGCUGUGGUAAGGGGCAAUACCCCGGCGUCUACACCAGGGUGACACACUUCAUGAGCUGGAUCACCAAGAACCUCAAGUGAAUCUGACAACACCGGGAGGAAGUGUGAAUCAUAAGUGCAACGUCUACUUUCAUUGACAGAAUUAAAAAUUACUUCAGUUUAUAAUUCGGUUCCAUCUUAAUAUUUCAGAACGCAAAAGGCUACAAGUCAUUUGCAAAUAACUGUCAAUUACAGAUUUGAUGGUAUUUGUAACUUGGAUGGUGGCAUUGUCUUUUUUGUUUAAACUUUCAACACAUUGUUAUGUAAAAGUUUGUUAACAUUUGGAAGUAAAUUGUCUAGUAAGACCAUUAUAAAAUGGUUGGAAAUCAAUUUUAGCCUUUUUUAUAGGGUCAAAUUUUGGAAAACUUUUACCCCAUAGAUCCCUGUUUCCGUGGUCUGAUCAUGCUGGUUUGCCAACCCGUAAAGGCGAAUGUGAAGCAGAUAGAAAAGUACGAGUCUCAAUAAACUUGUGUUUGAAAAAUCUCACGUAAAAUUUUUCUUCUACUUUUUCUUUUAAUGCCAUUUUCAAUUUCAUUAUUUUUAAGAGAAUAUUAACACAUGAUUGGUGUAAACAUUUUGGUAGCUUUCUUACAAACUCGAUUUCUCAGUCAUGAUCAUUGAUAGAGGCUUAAAAUUGAUUGAGGGUAGCCGAGUACAGUUGUGAAUCUUCAAAAAGCUAGAUUUUUCUUACAGCAGAGCCAUAAACCUGAGUAGUAUAAUGAACACUUAAAUAUUAAGCACGUUAAAAAAAAUAUCCACUCUUCAUAUUAGGCCUACGAUUCACACUUCCCCUGUUGGAUUAAAUAAUCAUUAUUAAACUGUACCAACUUAAAUCUUGCGAGAUUUGAUCUCCUUUAAAAGAAAACUAGAUUAAGACAAUCAUGAAAGGAUAUUUUUUGUGAUAUUGAACGAUAGUUUACCAAUUAAUUAAGGUGAAUAUUAAAUUAUAGUGAUACAUUAAGUUGUUAUAUUGUAUUUAAAAAUAAUAUGGAAAACUCAUUAGGUCAAUUGGUUUGGUUUUUGGAUUCAUGUUUUUGCUUGGCAAUAUUCAUGAGACAAAGUCUUAAAAAGGUAAAAUCAUAAGCAAUUUUUAUCCUGACAAUCAGAUAAAACAAAGUAAUUAAGGUUACAUACCUUAAUCAGUCCAACAAAUAAAUAAAGUAAUAAAAUAAAGUGAUGCCUGUGCCAAUCCAAUUAAUUUAGAUAUGUUUGUCAGAAUGUAUACAUGUCUUACUGUGAACUUUUUAAU